CAGCUACCUUUUGUGAUUUUCUAUUAUGCAUGCAAAAAGUUAGGACUUCCACUGUAAAAAUAUGAGACCAGACGAACAUAAAAAGAAGAGGAGCGCCCAAUACAAAAAGAAGCAUGGCAUGAAUAAAGAUGACCAGUCGAGAGAUUCGCGCCAACCAAAAUCAAAGAGUAGUGGAAAGGGCAAAGUGAAAGUAGAUCAGAAACCAGGCGGGAAACAUUCUGAGGGUCACGUUACUGGUGCUACAAAACUUCCACAGUCUUCUUCUGGUAGUGAUACUAGUGACAAUGAUCAGGACUCUGCACCAGUCCGUCCGGCAUUCAGACGUAGAGAAGUUGUCAGCAACUGGACACGAUAUGAAAUACUUCCCUCAGAGACAGAGGCAACACAGAGAAAAGGAGAGGAUUUCCUCAACCUUUUAAACACAGCUGGUGUCACAAGUUCCCAGUUUCGCUUUAAGGAAGAAGAGGCCUGGGAUGAAGGGGAGAGUGUGUCCACAGAUACUAAAUUGUUGGCUGUAGACCUGUCAGAUUUGGCUGCCAGUCUCCAGUGUAUACCUCUGUACAACCGACUAGGGCUGGAGCAGGAUCUCUUUAGUUCUGAGCAGAUCCAGGAAAUGGAAACAGCUGCCAAAGAGCAUACACAGGAAUACAAACCAAAAUCUUAUCCUGUCGACCCUACACACAAGUACAAACCAAAAUCUUAUCCUGUCGACCCUACACACGAGUACAAACCAAAAUCUCUUGUUUCGGACCUAACACAAAAGUACAAACCAGGUUCUCAGGCUGUGGACAUUUCAGAACAGAACAAACCAGUUGGAAGUGACAGUGCUAUUGACUCCACACUGCCUACAAAGGACAAUGAUAAAGUAACAAGAGUAGUAGAAACAGGAAAAACAAAGACUGAGCCUGAUGAGACAGGUUCAAUCAAACAGGAAGCAGGUGAACAUUUAAUUAAAGCUGAGUCUGACUGUCAGAAAUCUGCAGAUGAUGUGUCAAUUUACAAUCAACCAUCACAUAACCUUGGUGCCUCUGGAUGUGUGGACAGUGCACCUGUGGUUAGAACACCUGUAAUUAAUACAAAUAUAUGUGAGAAGACAGGGGAAGUGACUAGUAACAAUCUAGAUGAUGAUUUGGACUUUCUUCUGUCACUCGACAAUCCUUCAGAUGCCACUAGUCUAGGGGAGACAACUCAACAAAAUAGUGUGAAUGUAACAGUGAAGACCUCACCUGACAAAAAAGCACUUACUUCAUCUAACACAGGAUUGGAGAAAGAAACCGAGAACUUAGAAGACUGGUUAGACAGCGUUUUAGACUGAGAAGAGGAAAUUGUACGGUCUCCCAUCUCUCGACCACCUGGAAUAAUUGUCUGUCAGUGCCCUGCGAUCUCAAUCCUUGUCCUGAGAAGUGUACCCUAGCAAAUCUACCUUUGUCCUGAGAACUGUGCCCUUCAAGUCUACCUUAGUCCUGAGAAAUGUACCUUAGAAAACUACAUUUGUCCUUAGAACUGUGCCCUGGAAAGUCUACCUCUGUCCUGAGAUAUGUACCCUGGUGAAUCUAAAUUGACAGGUCUUCCCUUCUCCUGUGAUUUGUGCCCCAACAGGCCUGCCAUUGUUCUGAGAAGUGUGGCCUACCUUGACAGGGCUGCCAUUGCCUGAGAAGUAUGCCCUACCCUGACAGGGCUGCCAUUGCCUGAGAAGUAUGGCCUACCCUGACAGGGCUGCCGUUGCCUGAGAAGUAUGGCCUACCCUGACAGGGCUACCGUUGCCUGAGAAGUGUGGCCUUCACUGACAGGGCUGCCAUUGCCUGAGAAGUAUGGCCUACCCUGACAGGGCUGCCGUUGCCUGAGAAGUAUGGCCUACCCUGACAGGGCUGCUGUUGCCUGAGAAGUAUGGCCUACCCUGACAGGGCUGCCGUUGCCUGAGAAGUUUAGCCUACCCUGACAGGGCUGCCGUUGCCUGAGAAUUGUGCCUUGGCAGGUAUGCUUCUUUUUGCCCUAACCAGUGAUUAUGAGACAACAAACCAGGAAUCACAAUAUUUAAAUCCAAUACAUGUUUUUGUGUUGUUAAUUGCAUUAAAGGCUAAAUGUUAACUUCUAAGCCAUGUUGAACAAUAUUGAAAUAAAUGAAAUGAUGACUAUGAAA
This is a messenger RNA of Ylistrum balloti, 2140 nucleotides long. RefSeq lists its product as uncharacterized. Gene Ontology annotation, biological process: negative regulation of G2/M transition of mitotic cell cycle. The transcript has 6 exons. Bases 62 to 1315 code for a protein of 417 amino acids. Lineage: Eukaryota; Metazoa; Mollusca; Bivalvia; Pectinida; Pectinidae. The record is from RefSeq and is a predicted model, not a curated record.